AUGUAUUACCUAUGUUAUUUAACUAAGCUUAAAGUAACUCCUAGAUUAGAUAAAGGUAAAUCUAAUGAACGACACUACUUAAAUAAACGGGAGAUUAUUAACACUUUAAAUAAGCUUCGAAGCUUAGCUAUCUUUAUUAACUUCACUACUACGCUAUCGAAAACUAAAGAUAUCACCGUCUAUCUUAUUUUUGCUAUCUAUAAUAAGCUCUUCGAUUAUCUUAAGAAGUCGAUUAAGUAG
Penicillium cataractarum is the source of this 240-nucleotide messenger RNA. RefSeq lists its product as uncharacterized. The transcript has 4 exons. Bases 1 to 240 code for a protein of 79 amino acids. The record is from RefSeq and is a predicted model, not a curated record. Lineage: Eukaryota; Fungi; Ascomycota; Eurotiomycetes; Eurotiales; Aspergillaceae.